Messenger RNA from Malaclemys terrapin pileata, 7961 nucleotides. It is a transcript of the gene CCDC50, whose product is annotated as coiled-coil domain containing 50. Gene Ontology annotation, cellular component: cytoplasm. Gene Ontology annotation, molecular function: ubiquitin protein ligase binding. The coding region runs from base 251 to 2101 and encodes 616 amino acids. The record is from RefSeq and is a predicted model, not a curated record. NCBI's taxonomy places the organism in Eukaryota, Metazoa, Chordata, Testudines, Emydidae. The transcript has 12 exons.
UACUAGCUGUGGGGCGAAGGAGGCGGCGGCUGGGCACUUUCUGGGGGGGCUGGUGGGGGGAGGGGGACAGAUCAGUGGCUGUGAUUGCCUCCCCUCCCCCCGGCUCCAAUCGCUGCAGCCAGCGCUCAGCCCCCAGCGAGAGCCCCCGGAUCGAUCCCCCCGUGUGCGGAUCGCGGGGCGGGGCGGGGCGCCCCCUCCCCCCCCCUGCCCGCCGCAGCUGGAGGAGGAGGAGGCAGCUCGAGAUCCCAACAUGGCUGAAAUCAGCAUUGAUCAGUCCAAGCUACCUGGCGUCAAGGAAGUGUGCCGAGACUUCGCCGUGCUGGAGGAUCACACCCUCGCUCACAGCCUGCAGGAGCAGGAGAUUGAACAUCACUUGGCAACAAACGUUCAGCGCAACCGCCUGGUGCAACAUGACCUGCAGGUGGCCAAGCAGCUGCAGGAAGAGGAGGAUCUGAAAGCACGGGCCCAAAUCCAGAAGCGCUACAAAGACAUAGAACGGCAGGACUGCGAGAUAGCUCAGGAAAUUCAGGUGAAAUUGGUGAUUGAAGCAGAACAACGGCGCAGACAAGAGGAGAAAGACGAGGACAUUGCCCGCAUCCUACAGCAGAAGGAACUGCAGGAGGAAAAGAAAAGUAAAAAGCACUACCCAGAACCCCAGGGACACACCGCUCACGAGGACAGUUACUACCCAGAGAACGGAGACCAUCUGAGGGGUAGCUCCAGGGAGCAGGUUUCUGAGUACUCGAGGCCCCGCAGAGCCCGGAGUGGUGACAGGCACGUGCGUGAACGGAGAGAAUCCCAAAGAGCCUCCCUGGCUCUUUCUGAUAAUGCCACUGAAUGCGAGUAUCCCACCGCCGAGGAGUCUCAGAGCUCUCCUCUGCUGAGCAAGACCAGGGACGGUAACCAACGUAGCAGGGAGCGGCGGAAACCAGCCAGCCGGGAGAGGCCUCGGAGACCUCCCAGCCUUGACCUGGACAGGACAGCUGACUUUGAGCCCUGGGACCGCAGCAGCAGCUUGGAAAGGAAGCCACUGAACCGUGAGAAAUCCAGGAGACCUCCCAGCCUUGAUCUGGACAGACCAGUUGAAUGCAAGGCCUGGGACCACAGCAGCAGCUGGGAGCGGCAGGAAAGGAAACCAAUGAGCCAGGAGAGGCCUCCGAGACCUCCCAGCCUUGAUCUGGGCACAGAGGUGGGACGUGCCACCUGGGAGCAAAAAGAAAAAAGGCCAUUGAGCCAGGAAAGGCCUCGGAGGCCUCCUGCUCUUCAACUGGACCUGGAGACUGACCAGGCAGCCUGGGGCCACAGCAAAAGCCAGCAGCGGAGAGACAGGAAGCCACUGAGCAAGGAGAGAGCGAGGCGACCUCCCAGUCUUGAUCUGGAGGCAGCUCAGGACCACAGCAGCAGCUGGUUAUCCAACCCGGAAAACCAAAGGUCCCACCGCCAAGACCGCAUGUCCCCCAGGGGGUCUUGUGAAGUGAGGUUCCGUGACGCAGAGGAAUUGCACAGGCAAGAUCACAGGAGGGGUGAGGAGAGCGAUUAUAAAAGAGCAGGACACGGGCCAAGAACGUCUCCCUCCCCCCACGCUGAGAACUGGGAAAGGGACAAAGACCGCCAUCGAGACCCAGGAUUGAAGUCGAGGGGGACGAAAGAAGCUGUUUAUGCCAAACCCCGAGUGGCCCGUAGGGACCUGGAGCUGUAUGAUGCAGAGAUCGCUAGGAAACUGCAAGAGGAAGAACUUCUGGCCAACCAGGUUGAUAAGAGGGCAGCGCAAGUAGCCCAGGAUGAGGAGAUAGCUCGCCUGUUGAUGGCGGAGGAAAAGAAGGCUUAUAAGAAAACGAAGGACCGAGAGAAGUCCUCUCUUGAAAAGAAAAGGCAGGACCAAGACUGGAAGCGUGACACAAGCGAAUCCGCGCGUCCAAGGUCAAGAGAAAGGCUUGAACCUCAGAGACCCAAGAGUGACAAACCCGCACGGCCGCCGCCACCGUCAGUCACAGAACUGGACGACUUUGAUCACAGUCAUGGUUUUACAAGCCAGCCUAGCUCCGUGCGUCAGUUUUCUAAACCUGAGUCUUCUCCAAAAGGUUUCCAUUACAAGCAGUAGAAAGCUAGACUUUGCAUUGAUACUGACUCUCUUCUGUAGCAAACGUUACUGGAAUUCCCAGGAGAGCUUCUCAUUUCCUUUACCCAACUCGAGUUCCAUCCUCAGGACUUCUUCCUUUUUAAAUGUCAUGUCAAUAAGUAGUGUAUGUUCAUUCUGGUUUCCUGGUUGUUUGUGAUCACUUUAGUAGCACAGUAAAAUCUAGCCACUGUGUAGCUGGCCAGCUGUACCUAGCUAGCUGAUCUGACACCACUUUUCCAGCCCUCUGAAUCCCUUUUUAGCUACAGCUGCAUCUUUGACAAUUAGUGGCUUGAUCUUUUUUUGAGAGAGAGAGAGGGAGACAAUUGGGGGGAAAGUCCAAGAUGUGAGGUGGAUUAUGGCAAUGCAGAAAUCAAGAAACAGGAUGGAGAUUAACAUGUGACUAAGAUGACCCACAGCUUUCUGUUGUAACCGGGAAUGCACAUCUUCCCGAGUACUGAGUGAGAAAACGGAGCCAAAUCAACACAGAGCAACUGAUAUUUUCCAUGGUAGUUGGCAUGAAGGUGAACGCAUCUUCGUACAUCUACCAGCAGGCUGCUCGGACUUCACGCCCUUUGGAGGAAAAACUGUUCUGUCUACAAAGUCUCUGUUGUGCUGUCACUUCUUAGGAAACACCCUUUGGGUGACGCACGUAACGUGCUUCUGUGUCUGAGUCAGGCCUCUGAAUAAGGGGCUAUAAAACUUCAGCUCUUGCUGUACAUCUCCUAUGUAUUGCUUUUAAGAAGUUUUCAAUUUCUUGAUGCAGCUGUCAGUGGUGGAGCCAGAGGGGAAUAUAAAUUCAUGGACCAUAGGACCAAAAGGGACCAUUAUGAUUAUCUGGGGUGACUUUGUGCACGGCACGGGUCAGAGAACCUCACCCAGUAAAAAUGGGGGAAAUUAGUCUUCUUUACACCAUUGAGCCCAAUAACUUGUGGCUGAACCAGAGCGUGUUUUCUAGAAGAGCACCCAGUCUCGGUUUGUUUAAGAUGCCAUGUGAGGAUGACGUAAUCACUUCCCAGAGUGCAGGAAUCCUCUGUCAAUCAAAGAUACCUGCCUAGGUUCUCUCCUGUACUGAUCCUUGUGUCCCCACCCGCCCCAUGGGAGACGAGUACUUCCCGAACCGCCUCCCAGGUCUUUCAGCCUUAGCGUUUUUGUCAGUCUCUGUGAAAAUACAUUUGAAUUGCAAAACUGACCAUAGAUGUACAGUAAGUUCUUAAGCCUAUCCAGCCAAUAAGGGCUAGGUGGCCAGUCCGCAAGUCAGUGGCUGUGCAUUGGUGAGCAGCCUGGGAGGGAAACUCCCUGAAUUGCUGCUACCCCAGAGAGGCAGUAAACUGCACUGAGUCUGUGCUUGGUGCAUCACUUGGUUCCCUGACCUGCCAGGGUCACGAUGCUGCUGGGCGCACGGAGAGGUGGGGAACGCAGCGGCUCUCCAGAGCCUGCUCGCACGAAGCGAUGGUGCACCGUGCUGGCACAAGGGAGUAAGGAAUGCUUCUGCCCCUCUGCUCCUUUGUAGCGGUCUGCAGGAUGGGCCCCAAUCCAGCCCCAAGGCCACGUCUUCGCUAGGAAAAAAAAAGGCGUGUUCUUAACUCCCAGCUAGGAAAGUCCUAGCAAAGACAGGGCAGUCAGUAGCUGGCCCACGAGCUAGCAGGUCGAGUUCAAGGCUAUGGAGCAGCCUAGUUUACCCUGACCUAACUCGUGUGAAAAAUACAAAUUGCCUGGUCUUCACGAGGCCUUUACCUCCGAUUAGUUACCCUGUGUUAGAACAAUAGCUGCCAUGCAGCGCCUUUCAGCUGUAGAUCUCAAAGCAGUUUACAAAUCAUUUUACAGCUGGGGAAACUGAGGCAUAGAGAGGACUGAUGAUGUGCCUAAGGUCACCCAACCGGCCCGUGGCCGAGAGGGGACUAGAACCCAGUUGUCUGAGUCCCAGUCCAGUGCUCUAUGUAUCAGGCCACACUGCCUCUGUUAGCUAGUGUGAGUCAAGAACGCACCUUUGUUCUGAAUGAAAAGAAGGCUUAGGUGAGUUAGAAAUAACUUGGGGGUUUUCUGCAUUGUUGGUAUCCCCUGCUGUUGAAUGGACUCCGGCCGACGUCUCCAGACUGCACAGGAGCGCGCCUGCUCUCCCCUCUGCCUCUCUCCAGGGGACUCGGAAGCUCUCUCUUCCUCUUCUCAGGAAACAGCCCCGCUUGUGGCUAGAUUUGACUGCCCUUGUCUCCUGCUCUUUCAGUUGCCCCACAUCCAUCUCGUCAGAAGCGUUAAUGGAGUUUUAAAGGAAACGAUCCCAAGAUGCAUCGUGUACUUUUUAUUUGACAAUUUUGGCAAAUGUGCUGGUGCCAUUUGCAAGGUUUUUAUGUUAUAAAUGUUUAUUUUUAUAUUUCAUGGAACAGUCAACAUUUCUACUGCCGAGAAUGCCACUUUUCUGUCUUUUCCUGCAUUCCCCCAACCUGCAUGUAUUGUGAAAUGGAACGGGGGCUGGGGGCAGUUUCUGUACUGACAAUUCUCAAAUGGUCCAAGACCAGGUCCUGCCCCUUGGGUCAUCCGGGAGGUAUAAAAAGUUGCCAAAUCAGAAUACGGUUGCAUUUUACAGUGGCUUUGUGCAAGUCUAAAGGACGUCACAAGGCGGGGAGAAUCCGAGCCCUGGAGCUCAGCUCCUAUUGGCAGCUAAUGAUGUUUUUCCCCUCCCGCGCCCCGACUGGAGGCUGCAGUUUCCAUCUUAUCCCCAUUAGGAAAGUCUUUAAGGGCCUGAUCCUGCUCCUGUUUCCGGGCCCGAUUCUGGAAAGCAUCCCUAUUCAAGAAAGGUGCUCAAGUCCCAUUGAAGUCAAUGGGACGUAAGAUGCUUAGUUAGGUGGCAAAGCUCCCGUUGACUUGAAUGAGAACUGGAUCGGGCCCUAAGGACCCAGCCCUGCUCCUGUUGAAGUCAAUAGGCAUCUGUUGAGCAAGGAUCAGGUCAUCAAUAGGUGGAAGAUCGAGGACCUGAUUCAGCACAGGCCGAAGCAGCCAUGAAUGACUCUGUUGCUAUCAGUAGAGUGGCCGCUGCUUAUGCCAGACAUAACAUUGGCCCUUAGAGCUAAAGCUCUGGCUGGUUGGUUGGUGUCAGUGAUGAUUCUAAUAAGACCCAGCCUGGGCUAUGUGCUCUUUCCCUGAUGGAAAGCCAGGGAACCGACCCUUCUGUUGCUCCGUUUAAGUACCUUGGCCUAUUGCCUUGCUCUGAAUUAAAACGUAUUCGGCAAAAGGCUGGAAAACCCUGCUGGUGUCGUUCCCACCUCUGUUGCAUUUCUUCCUGUGUGCUUUAUGACAAGCAACAGAACAGAAAGUGCAUGGCAGUGAAGCCCGUUGCUUCCUGAGUUUCCUUAGCUGGCAGGCACACAUCACUAAUGCGGCCUGAAGCUUCGAUGUGUGCAGCUCACUUCGUACAACAAGAGCGGGAAGCAAACGGAUUUCCAUACCCGGUCUUGGUCGAUGUUCUUGCCACCACCUGGUCUUCCGUCCAAAGCACAAGAGUUGUAGCGAUCUUUGAGGAGCGAGGUUAGGCGAACUGAGUGAUCGUGCCUUAAUCCCAGGGUAGUCGACACCGUAGCCAUUCUGAUCAGAGUCAGCGUGCUAUAAAAUAAAUCCAGCCUGCCAUCUUAAGACAUGUACUGUACAAGGAGGAGAAUGGAGGAUGCCAAUGGGAGACAGAGGCAGCAGGUUAACCUCAUGGCUUUUAAAGGACUUUCUGGUUACUGUUGUGAAAAAAACAUUUUUUAAUUGGUAGGUUAUUUUUUAUCAUUUGACUUCCUUCGUGGGGAGGGAGGGUAGAAUCUACAACAGCUGAAAUCUGCUUAGCUCUACAAAAGGAUCUUGUAUGUUUCAGUAUUUUUAUAUUGCAGCAAGGCAGGUCUUUUAAGAUGGGAAUUGAGACAAUUCAUCUUUAAUACAGGAAAAAAUGGAUUUUUUUAUAGUCCACUUUUGAGAUUUUUAUUUUGUGCCAAAUCAGACCAGCUGUUCCAGCAUAGAUUAUUCAUUCAACUUACCACACUGGAUUGAUGUAUGUACGUGUGUAUUUUUUUUAUGCGGGAUUGUUGAUUAAUAUUCGCCUGCGUGCAAGCUAACUGUCGAUUGCAGAUUGAUGAUUUCCACGAGUGGGAACGUUUUGGAGGCAGUGCAAAGACAAUGUUUUUAUUUUAAGGCUGCAGAAUCCCCAGCCUACCUUGUGCUCUUGUAACCCAGCAUGGCCAAUCAGUAAAAUAAUUAAAAGUGGCCUUCUUACGCAGCAUAUCCUCCCGGGCAUCUGCCACCCUAAGCAGGUUCUCAGUGCUGGGAGCCUUGCAGAGCCAGUGCGGCUGUGCUGAGAUACGACUGAGAUGGGCACAAUACUUAGGGGGAAGUGGGAUCUGGGUUGUCCCACGGGCCUUGCCCCCUGGGAAGCUCGAUCCAAGCAGAGUUGUUAUGGAAGGGAUCCUGCAGCACCAGGGAACAUUUGAAUUUGCACUUGCCCCAUCAUUUUCCAGAUCUGCAGUUGAAUUUUGCCCAUCUGCCAGUGCAGGAGACAGUUCUUGGGGCCCCUUAUCUCCUGAGUUCCAAAGCUCUCUUGACUUCCCCUCAUUUUGUUGGUUUGGGAGACACCUAUGGGGCAGCACUGAUUGUGAUGGGAGGUUCGGCAGUGCAGCUUGGAGCUGUAUAUAUCCCUCAAUAGCUGGUUGCUUCUGUUGAGAAGAUAUUUUUAAUCACUAUCGGUAGCAGUUGCACAGUUUAUUUUUUAAGAUGAUGCUGUAACAGACCUUGUGGUUCUCUAAUAAUGUCACGGUCGUGGUCACUAUGCUGCACACAAUGGCUCUAGCAGGCCUAGAACUCAGCACCUCCUGCGCUGAAAGCACAGGGCCCUGCCUCUUGCGCUAGAAAUGUCUCUCCAUUACCAAUUAGCAGCACAGGGCCUAUAAUGAGACGCAGUUCAGACUCUAUCCAGCAGAGGGCAGUGGUGGAGACAAACACUGCCCCCUUAACUACAGUACUGUCUUUGUCCCAAUAAACAGUUUCACUGUAUCAGUGUUCUCUUUAAGUAGAUUCUGCUGUGUCUCCACCUGUGUUUAUGCACUGCAAUACAGCUAACCACCUCAGAGAAGUAACUAAUGUAGCUCUUCAGGGUAAACGUUCAGCCUGGGGCAAGGAGAUAUUAGCCAUAGAGUAAAAUUAAUUAGUCAAGUGGCUAACUCCCUCAGAGCUGCAAACGCACCCUGUGUUCUAACAGCUAACCCAUAAAUGUAAAUUGUACACUGACAAUAAUCCAUCUAUGCAACCCUAUUAUUUUUUGACUGUUCGUCCUAUAGUUUUACCAGGUUUAACAUAGAACUUCUGAAUGAUAUUUAACCAAAGUAUCACGUUUGUGUGAGAGUAGCAUGUUUUGCUUCUUUUUUCCUGAACUCAUUGAAUGUAAAGAGAAUAUCGCCUUGUCCAUCUUGUUCAAUAAACCAUAGUCUUUUGUUAUCCACCUGCAUCCAUCUGUGUUCUUCUCCACGGAUUCAUAAGGCUAUUGAACUUAAUUAUUUUUCUUAAUGUGAGUCAAAAGGCUUGCGAAGUACAUUUUCCUUGUCUAGUGUCCCCUUUUUGUUGCUUCUGUAAGAGCUGGAAAGGUGUGAGAUUUCACGUUCCAGAUCAUUCCAUCCUUGGCUUCUUUUGGUGCUUCGCUUAUAAUACCAAUGAUUAUGUUCUUCCAACUUAAUAGAAGUAGCAAAAUAUUGGUUAUAUUUUAACUCGAUUGUAUUGUGUCCAGAGAGAUUGAGAAGGGUGGGUAAUGUCAUGGAAGGAAUCUGGUCUGUUUCCCUUACUGAGACUGUGAUACUGAAAAAAUAAAACAGUGGAUUUAUUUGCA